AUAUUCCUCGGUAUAUCCUCACAUAUAUAUGCAAGAAAACACCACAGAUCCCGUGAUCUGUAUAUAGUAGUCGGCCUACAUGUAAUAGUACUACAGGGUUUCGUCAUCCAACAUGGUCAAAAGCGGAGAGGACUUUGAUCGUUAUACUUCCCGUCAUGUUAUCGAUAGAAAAUCUCCUCUUUUUCGUUCCUAUAAACUCCGCCGGGGCCGCUCUUGUUUGGAAACGGUGUGAAGACCCUAUAUGACACCACAGUAUGUAUCUUUGAUUUGCCAUUGAAGAUUUCGUUUUGAUAUUUGAUUAGUAAGGGGUUAAAGUUUGAACGAUCGUGAUAGCUGCUAGAUCUCUUCGGUUUACCUUACUGUUGGGCGAUUGAACCGGACUUCAUUUUACAAAGUUCAUCUUACAUGUCUUCAUGUUAAUGGUGCAGUAUACAUGACAGCAGUCGUCGUACACCAUAUUCAGGUGUUGUCUUUCGUACAAAGAGGGGCAAAUAGGUUUUAAUCAUCUCAUCGUUGUAUCGUGGCUCGACUGACCGUUUUGAUGUUUGCAAAGAAAAGACAGAUCGUGGCUAUAAUAAACUAAACACACAAUAUUAUCAGAUAAUGUGGACACUUAGGACCUACAUUCUUUGUAAUUAAUCGGCCCGGGGAGCUGCGAUCGACAGACGAAUUACCUGGCUUAAAGAUUUUGAGACUGAACAAAAAAUCCGCGAUUUCUUAUUCUUUGAUUGUUUGAUUUAACGAGGGCAUUUGGCCAACAUUCAUACCAGUCAAUUGACAUCAUGACGAAAACAGGCUUAUUCUCUGUUCUGUUAAUGUCCUUGAUGUUUUCAGCUGACGUUGGUGAUGGUGCAAAAUUCCUUUUACCGGCAAGCAGUAUGCUCAGCAUGCCGAGCCAUUACAUGGGUCUAACUACUAUUACCCAAGCCUUGGUUAAGAGGGGUCAUGAGGUGGUUCUGCUUAUCAUCGACAAGAAGAGCCUCGAGGGAUUCCGGCCAGAAUCUUACACUUCGAACAUCACCUUCCCUAACUCAAUGUCUGACGAAGAAGUUUCCGAUAUGUACAAGAUUAGAAGGACUGUGAUGUCAGAAUUUAAAAACAGUUCCACUAUGGAAUUAGUGAAUAGCCCAGUUAUGGCUGAAUUCGAUAGAUUGAUGUAUUUCGGUUGUUUUGAGCUCUUUAAAAGCGAUGACACUCUUCGAAAGCUUAAAGAAGAACGUUUUGAUAUGAUGUUCACUUUUCCCGUGACCGAUUUCUGCGACGCCGCACUCGCUGCGUAUCUGGAUGUGCCGUAUAUUCUUCUGUCUGGAACACGGCGCCUCCCGCCUUUCACCGAGGAUAAUGCCGGCAUUCCUAUUCCAAACUCAUACGUUCCUUUUAGUUCGUUCACGCCUUCUCUGACCGACAAAAUGAACUUCUUCGACCGACUUAAAAAUGCGUUCUUCCACUACGGGGUACAUUAUAUCUUCGAAUACUUUUCAGUCUAUCGCCCUCUACGUCAAUUGCAAACUACCUACAACAUUCGCCUUGAUCUUACUCCAUGGCAAAUGGUGAGUAGAGCAGAGCUGUGGUUGUGUCACAACUCCUGGGCCUUGGAAAACCCAAGGCCAAUAGGACCAAACUGGAUCCCAAUACCCGGAUACACCAUACAGGAGCCCAAGCCGCUUCCUGAGGAUCUAGAGACAUUCGUUCAGGGGUCUGGAGAACAUGGAUUCAUCUUAUUCACAUUAGGCUCAAUGACUGCAUCUCUAGGGGCAGACACCUUUAACGACAUGUUCUCGAAAGUUUUCAGUGAACUUCCUCAGAGGGUCAUCUGGAGAUUAGUUGGUCCGUCUCCUCGUUUCCUUGGAAACAACACUCUCAUCCAAGAGUGGUUACCACAGAAUGACCUGCUAGCUCACCCCAAGGCCCGUUUGCUCAUCUACCAUGCCGGCAGUGCUGGUGUUCACGAGGCAAUCAACUACGGUGUUCCGAUGCUACUUCUACCACUCGCUGGAGACCAGGGUGCAAAUGCCAAUCUUGUAGAUAAGAAAGGAAUGGGUAUUUCCCUCGAUCUAAACCAUCUGAAGGAAGACAUAAUCCGAACUGCCAUCCACGAUGUGCUGAAUGAUAAGAGGUAUAAAGACAAUGUUGUAAAGGCGUCUGGUAUCCUUCGAGACCGACUGGCCAGCCCUCUGGACACGGCUAUAUUCUGGAUAGAACACGUGGUCAAGUUCGGUGGAGAUCAUCUUCGUCUUCGUUCUACUGAAAUGGGAUUCAUUGAACUCAACUCCCUCGAUGUAGUCGCAUUUCUAGUCGUUUUAUUACUUACGAUAUUAUACGUUGAUUAUCUUAUUUUACGAGGGUGUUAUCGGUGUCUAUGCAAAAGGGCAAGGAAACAAAAAAGGGACUGAUCGUUAGGCUAGUUGUGGUCGUAACAUUUCGGCAUUCAAUAUAAUUUGCUCCAUUAUGACACAAAGUUUUCCAUUAAAAGUAUUUAAUCGCAUUAUUAUUUCAGAAUAUUUUUUUAUGGAAAAAAAAUUCUUUAAGAACUUUAGGAACUCUCUGUGAUGUAUUCCAUAUCAUUUAUAAUAUGACAAUUAAGCCAAGUGAGAUACAUGAUAAACUCGCCCGGGGGGCACUUCCAUUCACGAGUGGGUACCGUACGCGACCAUGGAGUCUCGAAAGGCACCCUAAACACGUAUUUUCCAAAUUCUGAAAAUGCACCCCUUAACAAGUAUUGGCGUCUGAAACCCUACCCUUG
Messenger RNA from Lytechinus variegatus (green sea urchin), 2743 nucleotides. RefSeq names its product UDP-glucuronosyltransferase 2C1-like. Lineage: Eukaryota; Metazoa; Echinodermata; Echinoidea; Temnopleuroida; Toxopneustidae. The coding region runs from base 783 to 2393 and encodes 536 amino acids. Gene Ontology annotation, molecular function: UDP-glycosyltransferase activity. The transcript has 5 exons. The record is from RefSeq and is a predicted model, not a curated record.